AUGGACGUAUGGUCAGGCUCCAUUGUAUUAGAUGGGGAUCGCCCACUAGAAGGCUUCCGCUUAAUUGAUCCUAGCUCUCGUUGGCCAUGUGAUAUAUCUAAAAGUGCCAAGCUCCAUCUUCGAAGCUUUGUUAACCCAUCAUUGAUCCCGCUGCAUGCGCGAGCAGGACCCGGUCUCGAAUUACACAUAAUCAACGCGAGGACUUCACAAUGGCUUCAGAGAAAAUUGACAGGCUGUGUCUUGCCACGCGAAGAUGAUUUUGACCUUCAUCAAUCCUUACCGUGCCCCGUUGGUCUGCUGGUCAGCAUUGAGGACAGUCCCAUUAAGAAAACCAGUAUGGCCACAUCUGACCUCUUGGUUUAUGGUGUCUUGUCCGGCACAACAUCUUGCACACGUCCGCCUACUCCACCACAUUCCUCGCCGAGUAAGACCGACAGCCAAGCUACUACUUCACCAAAUAAGCCGCAUGAGCUCAGAAUCUAUGCAGCUCCCCUUUCAACAUCUUUGCUCGCUCAAGCUCAUACUUUCCCAUCUCCACCAUCUAGUUCAGAUGGGGGCCAUGUUUCUACACAAGCUGAAUUUCUUCCACAGAUCAGCUCGCUCAGUCCAAAGAGAAAACGGGUGGCCACACUCUUUGAGAUUGCAGCACAGCAUCACCGCCGUGUAAGACAACGAGGCGGUGAGGCUGUCUCCCAGAUAAUGGCACCGUCGAGGCCCCAAUCCUCGUCACAGAAUUUCCAAUCACUACGGGUGAAGCGAGAACCCGAGGAUGAACCCCCAGGCUUUACACCUUUUGAAAGAAUCACUGCACAUCGUUCGCGAUCUGUCUCCAUCGGAGCCAAUCUAUGCAGUCUCAGCACUGGACGCAGUAUGCGCGCUGGAGUUACAGAUCUACAGAAGCGUGCUUCUGUGUCAAACCUGUCCUUAGAUACCGAUCCUCAUCGUAUACAACAGCUACAGUCCUCAGUUUUACUUUCGACCUCAAGUGAACCAAAAUUGCCUUCUAUGUCAAAUUUACUGCCCAAAACUCCCGAAUCCAUCAUCUCGGAAAACAAAAAUGUGAUCACACGCACUAUAUUAACCUGCAUGCGGCUAUAUGGUUUUCACCGAUCCAAUAUGCGGUGUACUGCCAGCAAGCAUGCCAUUGAUCCGAGCCUUACACCACAUUCAACACCAAUACCACCUGACGUGGACAGUCAAGCACAAGAAACUUACACAGACGAUGACGAGUUUAAGGAUCUAUACCACAUAACUUAUAAAGCAGCAGCCUUUGCGUUACGUAGGUACUUGAAAUCUUCUUCAGUCGGUGCGGGAUCUAUACCUGUAUUGCUACAAAAAGAAAAGGCUAUGACCUGCAUAGAUGACCUGCUUCGAAUCUUCUGUGAGGGCCAUUAG
Molecule: messenger RNA, 1395 nt
Organism: Penicillium taxi
Lineage: Eukaryota; Fungi; Ascomycota; Eurotiomycetes; Eurotiales; Aspergillaceae
Exons: 2
Coding region: 1-1395 (464 amino acids)
Source: RefSeq, a predicted model, not a curated record